Molecule: messenger RNA, 531 nt
Organism: Manihot esculenta (cassava)
Lineage: Eukaryota; Viridiplantae; Streptophyta; Magnoliopsida; Malpighiales; Euphorbiaceae
Product: plasma membrane ATPase 2-like
Exons: 4
Coding region: 142-477 (111 amino acids)
Biological process (GO): regulation of intracellular pH; proton transmembrane transport
Cellular component (GO): plasma membrane
Molecular function (GO): nucleotide binding; P-type proton-exporting transporter activity
Source: RefSeq, a predicted model, not a curated record
UGCGUCCGCUGGUCUGCUUGCUUCUUUGCUCUUCUCCGCCGCUUCCUCUGAAUCUCCUUUCUCUCUAUUGACAAAAAUCUUGUUGACAAAAAUCUUGUUGAGGUUUUUGCUAAAGGAGUAGAUGUGGAUACUGUUGUUUUGAUGGCAGCUCAAGCUUCUAGAACAGAGAAUCAAGAUGCAAUUGAUUAUGCCAUUGUUGGAAUGCUGGCUGAUCCAAAAGAGGCUCGUGCUGGAAUUCAAGAAGUUCAUUUCCUUCCUUUUAAUCCAACUGAUAAGCGGACAGCCUCGACUUACAUUGAUAGUGAAGGUAAAAUGCAUAGAGUUAGCAAAGGUGCCCCAGAGCAGAUUCUAAAUCUUGCUCGCAAUAAGUCAGAUAUUGAACGAAGAGUUCAUGCUGUCAUUGACAAGUUUGCAGAUGAUGCUCUAAGACUUGGCUUGGGUAUUAAUAUGUUCAGCCUUUUCCUGUAUAGUACUUAGUUUACUUUCAAAUGGUAAAACGGUGUGCAAUAUCCUAUUGUUUUAUAUUCCUUG